Camelina sativa (false flax) is the source of this 879-nucleotide messenger RNA. Its product is annotated as glutathione S-transferase T3-like. The record is from RefSeq and is a predicted model, not a curated record. Lineage: Eukaryota; Viridiplantae; Streptophyta; Magnoliopsida; Brassicales; Brassicaceae.
AUGAAUCCAUUUAGCCACCCUCCUGGCUUCAUGGACCUAUUAAAUAGUCAAGGAGAAACCCACACCAAUCCUUAUGAUAUUGAUUCACCAAAUAUUGAACUUGGUGAAUCACAAGUUCCGGCGUUUAGCACUCAAUAUUCAGAUGCACAACAUGAAGACCGUAGAUCAAGAAAUAAAUGGGCACCAGCAGAUGAUAUUCUUCUCAUUAGUGCAUGGCUAAACACGAGCAAGGAUCCCAUAGUCAGUAAUGAGCAAAAACGUGCAUCUUUUUGGAAACGAAUUGCAGAUUAUUUCAAUGAAAAUCUGAAGGAUGCACGACAAAGGAGAGAAGUCAGUCAUUGUAAGCAGAGGUGGGGAAAGAUAAAUGAUAUAGUGUGCAAGUUUGUUGGAUGCUAUGAGGCUGCGACAAAGGAAAAAUCAAGUGGCCAAAAUGAGAAUGAUGUUAUGAAGCUAGCAAACGAUAUAUAUUAUAAUGAUUACAAUUUGAAGUUCACAUUGGAGCACGCUUGGCGAGAGCUAAGACAUGAUCAGAAAUGGUGUUCACCUUCUACUACUAACCGGACUGGCACGGCUAAAAGAAGAAAGGUUGGGGAUGGCUCUGGACAGUCUUCAAACUCCGAACCAAUGACUCGUCCACCUGGUGUUAAAUCUUGCAAGGGAAAGUCGAAGAAGAAUGUAAACGAGACAUUCCCUGUUGUUGAAGAUGGAAAAUAUCUGUCGGAGUUAGAGGCAAUCUAUGAGUUAAAAGAAAAAGAUUUUGCUUUGAGAGAGAAGAUAAGUAAUCGCAACAUGCUUGAAAUGAUACUUGCAAAAACAGAGCCACUUAGUGAUAUUGAUAUUGCUUUAAAGAACAAGCUAAUUAAUGAUUUGUUAAGCUAA